Messenger RNA from Ilex paraguariensis (yerba mate), 726 nucleotides. The record is from the annotation of a GenBank genome assembly. NCBI's taxonomy places the organism in Eukaryota, Viridiplantae, Streptophyta, Magnoliopsida, Aquifoliales, Aquifoliaceae.
AUGGAGACUGGGGGAAAAACCUCAAAGGCAAGUUCCAUGGGGGAAAUCGCUACGAAAGAGAGGAGAGGUCAGAUGGUGGGCUUGGAUGGCUAUGCCCAUGGAGGGAGAAAGGUGAUGCAGGUCAUAGCACCAGGCUUAGGCAAUGCACUGGGUAGGGCGGCGCCAGGCACAAGCAACACCAGAAUGGCGUGGCAGGCGUUGGAGGGUGGCCGCGAUGGCAAAGGCUCAGAUGGCAUCGACGAGCCAGGUAGUGGGAUGCUAAACAGUGGCGCCCCAAGCGAUGGAGUUAUUGGCGGCACCUUUCGUGCUUCAGGCGGUGCCAAUGGGGCUUUUGGCGACAUGGUCGCAAUGGCUAGAGGCACCAUUGGGUUGGAGCAAAGUGACGUCACCAUGGGAUCUGGGGCCCUUCGUAAGGAGCUAACAAGCAACGCCCAUGGGGCACUUGACGACACCCAUGGGGCCCUUCGCGAUGCCUCAAAGGCUAGAGGUGGCAGCGCCCAGGGUGCAGGUAUCCAUGGCGAAGGAUCUGGUGGCGAUGCCAUUGCUGGUGGGUCCCUUUGUGAGAUCGGUUGCAAUUUGGGGGAAGACAAGAAUGAGAACGCAUCGACCUUGGUGUUAGGCGACACCAGCAAAGAGCUAAGUGGCACUAGCGCGCUAGGCGAUGCCUUUAGUGGCUCUUUCGAUGAUAGCCAAGCUUCAAAAGGGGACGCCUCCAAAUGGAUUUAG